Molecule: messenger RNA, 2197 nt
Organism: Styela clava
Lineage: Eukaryota; Metazoa; Chordata; Ascidiacea; Stolidobranchia; Styelidae
Product: cyclin-H-like
Biological process (GO): DNA-templated transcription; regulation of transcription by RNA polymerase II
Cellular component (GO): transcription factor TFIIK complex
Molecular function (GO): cyclin-dependent protein serine/threonine kinase regulator activity
Source: RefSeq, a predicted model, not a curated record
UUAAUUUUAUUUUACAGAUUACAAACUUUUUUUAACAAUUAAAUUAGUUCCUAUAAUGCAUUAAUUUCUUAGAACUGGGAAUGUAUCAUUCAAGUACUCAGCGGAAAUAUUGGACGUUUAAAAAUGAUUCAGAAAUAUCAAAAGCACGAGAGCAAGUGAAUCGAGUUUACAGACAAUGUUAUGUGGAAAAAAGUCCUGAACGUGAUAUUAAUGAUGAUAGUUUCUUUCUUACAGUAAACGAGGAAAGACAAUUACUGCGAUGGUAUGAUGACAAACUGAUAAAAGAAUUCUGUAGACAUUUUAAUCCUCAAAUCCCUCUUACCAGCAUUGGAACAGCUUGCCAGUACAUGAAACGACUUUACCUUCGGUAUUCUGUUAUGGAUUAUAAUCCAAAACUUAUGAUGUUAGCUGCGAUAUGGCUUUCUUGUAAAACUGACGAAUUUAAUAUUUCAAUGGAUCAGUUUGUAUGGAAUGUUCAUCAUUUGUUAAAAGGAGAAGCGAGAGAUCAUGGCGAAGAUUAUGCUCGUAAAUAUGGAGAUGCAAUACUUUCUAUUGAACUUAUUUUAAUCAAAGAACUAAAUUUUCACCUCACAGUUCAUAAUCCAUUAAGACCAUUCGAAGGGUUCAUUAUUGAUGUAAAAACUAGAUAUGCAGGAAGAAAUAUUGAUAAGAUUGACAUGCUUAGAAAACCUGCAAGGGAUUACCUAUAUACAUCCUUUUUUACGGACGCCCAGUUGCUUUUUACUCCUUCACAAAUUGCAUUGGCAUCGUUGCUUUCAGUAGGAUCAAAACAGGGUAUAAAUUUAGAUGCUUACGUCACGGAACAUUUAUUGAAAGGCCAACCGCAAAACGUGUUGGAUGAUACAGUCAAAAGUGUUAAAAAAAUUCGAUCCAUUAUUAAGAAAUGUGUUAAACCACCAUCUGAAUCUGUUGCUAUGGCAAUAGAACAAAAACUACAGUUUUGUAGGAAUAGAGAAUCCGAUCCAUUAACUGAAGAAUAUGCUAGAGUAAAAAAUCAAGAGGAUGAAGAAAGAGAUAGGGUUGCAGCACAAAAAUGGAGAGCUGAAGCACAAAGACAAAAACAAAUUGAAAUGGAUUUACUUGCUUUUUAAAAUACAUCACUAUCAGUUUUAGAUAUUAUUUCAUUUUCUCUAAAAUUUGCACUACCAUAAACUGUCCAAUGGUUUUUUUGGAGAAGGAAAUGACCCUGAUAGUUUCAUUUUCUGUUUCAGAUGUCCAGUGACAUUCUUAAUGAAUUUAAUUAUUCUAAAGUAUGAAUUUGUAGAAAAUAAACCAUUCAUUACAAAGUACCGAAAUGUGCUGAUUUGAAAUACCAUAAAGCAGCUAUCCACCUUUUAAAGAAUCAAGUCAUGUAUAUUGCAAUGUUUUGGUUCAAUUAGAAUUUUAUUGAAUUUCUGUCCAAUUUUACCUGAUUUCCUCUUAUUAUAUGAGAUAUGACAUCAGCGUAUAGUGGGAAGUUAUCUAAUGUAGGCAAUUUCAUAUAUCAUAUGCAUGAUUGUUCCCUAUAUCAUUCUAUACUUGGUGAAGUAAUAGUUUUUACUGGUGGUAGCCGAGUCGCACUCUUUAUGCAAUGGCAUUUUUGUGUCCACAAUAUUUUGGAGGAUUAUGGUUUGUGUGAUAACAUAUAACUGCCUUUUUAUUAGUGUUAUUAAAGAUAUUUGACUGAAAAGCAGAUAUUCUAAUGGACAUGGUAAAAAAUGAAGUGAUUCUUUGUUCCCAUGGCUCUCUUGGCUCUAUAUAGUAUAAUUUAUAAGCAAAAACUAUGGUUAGAAGAAGUGAUUUACAUGAUUUAAAAGGAUCUUCAUUUUCUGAAUCUAAGUUUUGACAGUGCAUUACUUCAUUUCCAUGAGAUUGUUUCAAAUUCAGACCAAAUAUGGCAAUAUCUAAAUAAUAAUUAUUCAUGUGCUAGGCGUAUACUGCUUUCUAACUUUUUGUGCCUUUUUUUGUUUGUUAAAUUCAUCAAGUAGUUGAAAUGUAAUGCUUAAUCUCCCUUCGUUAUAGAUACCGGUAGUUGAAAAAAGUUAAUGUUGUGUUUCUAUGCUUGUUAUUGUGUUUCUGACCACAUAGUCAUUUCAAUAAAAGGUCUGCAGUGAUUUUGAUGCUUCACAGCUUUAAUGUUCCAAUCAUCCUUUCCAGAUAAUGUGAUUUAUAUUUUUUUGUUUUUCAUCCUCACAGA